CCUUCCUCGGUCUCCCCUUUCAGUUCAGAUGUGCUGAUGUGCAGACCGGAUUCAUCUUCCCGGAGCGGCGGCGGCGGGCGCAGGAGGCGGUAGCUCGCGCUCGGCCGCCGGGUCCUGGCAGCGGCGGGGGCGCGGCGCGGGAGCCGGAGCUCCGUUUGCAGCUGAGCCCGUGGGGCGCUGGUCGCCCAGCCGCGGCUGUGGGAAGUUCGGCCGCCAGAAAGACGACCUGGCAGGCUGCGAGCACCCACCCGCGAGAGCCGAGUUUGCCCGCAGCUGCUCCUCCCCAUCUCGGGAGACGAGCUCCUUACCUGCCCUCCGCCCACCCGCGGGUCCCUCGCCAACUUCUCUCUGCAACUGGGGGUAACAGGCAGUUCUUGCCCCCGCUCCUGUCCCAACGGCAGCCGCAUGUCUCCGGACACCUGAACACCCGGGUCCUGCCGAGGAGCCUCCCCGCGGGGAGAGGAACACCGGUCCUCCUCGCCCCGCACAUCAGCGUGGACCGAGGACGCCUCACCUCCCGGUCCGGUCCCCUCCUUUUCCUCCAGGGGAGGAGGAUGGGGUUGGAAACGCUUUCCCCGAGGAUGCUCUUGUGGCUGGUGGCCUUGGGGAUUAUUUUAUACGGGGAACUGUGGGUCUGCGCUGGCCUCGAUUAUGAUUACACUUUUGAGGGAAACGAAGAGGAUAAAGCGGAGAUGAUAGAUUACAAGGACCCGUGUAAAGCCGCUGUGUUUUGGGGUGAUAUUGCCUUAGAUGAUGAAGACUUAAAUAUCUUUCAAAUUGAUAGGACAAUUGACCUUACACAGAACCCCUUUGGAAAACUUGGACAUACCACAGGUGGAUAUGGAGACCAUGGUAUGUCAAAGAAACGAGGGGCCCUCUAUCAACUUAUAGACAGGAUAAGAAGAAUUGGCUCUGGUAUAUCAAUGUUUAAAGUUGCAGACGCUUGACUUGAUGCUUAGAGCAAAACAACACAGUUAAGGAAAAAGUACCUCUAAAAUUCUCCAGGCAGAAUGAGAAAAAUCGAGUUCCCCGAGCAGCUACAUCAAGAACUGACAGAAUAUGGCCCGGAGGCGUUAUUCCUUAUGUUAUAGGAGGCAACUUCACUGGCAGCCAGCGAGCCAUGUUCAAGCAAGCCAUGAGACACUGGGAAAAACACACAUGCGUGACUUUCAUCGAAAAAAGUGAUGAAGAGAGUUACAUCGUGUUCACGUACAGGCCUUGUGGAUGCUGCUCCUAUGUAGGCCGGCGGGGUAAUGGACCUCAGGCAAUCUCUAUUGGCAAGAACUGUGAUAAAUUUGGAAUUGUUGUCCAUGAAUUAGGCCAUGUGAUAGGCUUUUGGCAUGAACACACGCGACCAGAUCGAGAUAACCACGUAACCAUCAUAAGAGAAAACAUCCAGCCAGGUCAAGAGUACAAUUUUCUGAAGAUGGAGCCUGGAGAAGUAAACUCACUGGGAGAAAGAUAUGAUUUUGACAGCAUCAUGCACUAUGCCAGGAACACCUUCUCAAGGGGGAUGUUUCUGGACACUAUUCUCCCUUCUCGUGAUGAUAAUGGCAUACGUCCCGCAAUUGGUCAGCGAACCCGUUUAAGCAAAGGAGAUAUUGCACAGGCAAGAAAGCUGUAUAGAUGUCCAGCAUGUGGAGAAACCCUACAAGAGUCCAAUGGCAACCUUUCCUCUCCAGGAUUUCCAAAUGGCUACCCUUCCUAUACACACUGCAUCUGGAGAGUUUCUGUGACCCCAGGGGAGAAGAUUGUUUUAAACUUUACCACGAUGGACUUAUACAAAAGUAGUUUGUGCUGGUAUGACUACAUUGAAGUAAGAGACGGGUACUGGCGGAAAUCCGCGCUCCUUGGUAGAUUCUGUGGGGACAAAUUGCCCGAAGUCCUUACCUCUACAGACAGCAGAAUGUGGAUCGAGUUUCGUAGCAGCAGUAACUGGGUGGGAAAAGGCUUUGCAGCCCUCUAUGAAGCGAUCUGUGGAGGUGAGAUACGUAAAAAUGAAGGACAGAUUCAGUCUCCUAAUUACCCCGAUGACUACAGGCCGAUGAAAGAAUGUGUGUGGAAAAUAACAGUGUCAGAAGACUACUAUGUGGGAUUGACCUUUCAGGCCUUUGAGAUUGAAAGACAUGACAACUGUGCCUAUGACUACCUGGAAGUUCGAGAUGGGACCAAUGAAAACAGCCCUUUGAUAGGGCGAUUCUGUGGUUAUGAUAAACCUGAGGAUAUUAAAUCUACCUCCAACACCUUGUGGAUGAAGUUUGUCUCUGAUGGGACUGUGAACAAGGCAGGGUUUGCUGCCAACUUUUUUAAAGAGGAGGACGAGUGUGCCAAGCCGGACCGCGGAGGCUGUGAGCAGCGCUGCCUGAACACGCUGGGCAGUUACCAGUGUGCGUGUGAGCCCGGCUACGAGCUGGGGCCCGACAAAAGGAGCUGCGAAGCUGCUUGUGGUGGAUUUCUUACCAAACUUAAUGGCACCAUAACGACACCAGGCUGGCCCAAGGAGUACCCUCCCAAUAAAAACUGCGUGUGGCAAGUGGUCGCACCAACCCAGUACCGAAUUUCUGUGAAGUUUGAGUUUUUUGAAUUGGAGGGCAAUGAAGUUUGCAAGUACGAUUACGUGGAGAUUUGGAGUGGCCUCUCCUCUGAGUCUAAACUGCAUGGCAAGUUUUGCGGUGCGGAAGUGCCUGACGUGAUCACAUCCCAGUUCAACAACAUGAGGAUCGAAUUCAAAUCUGACAAUACUGUGUCCAAGAAGGGCUUCAAAGCACACUUUUUCUCAGACAAAGACGAAUGCUCGAAGGACAACGGCGGGUGUCAACACGAGUGCGUCAACACGAUGGGAAGCUACGUGUGUCAGUGCCGCAACGGGUUUGUGCUGCACGAGAACAAACACGGCUGCAAGGAAGCUGAAUGUGAACAGAAGAUCCACAGUCCAAGUGGCUUCAUCACCAGCCCCAACUGGCCAGACAAGUACCCAAGCAGGAAGGAAUGCACAUGGGAAAUCAGUGCCACUCCGGGCCAUCGAGUCAAAUUAGCUUUUAGUGAGUUUGAGAUAGAGCAGCAUCAAGAAUGUGCUUAUGAUCACUUGGAAGUAUUUGAUGGAGAAACGGAAAAAUCACCAAUCCUUGGACGACUCUGUGGCAACAAGAUCCCAGAGCCCCUAGUGGCUACUGGAAAUAAAAUGUUUGUUCGGUUUGUUUCUGAUGCAUCUGUUCAAAGAAAAGGAUUUCAAGCCACACAUUCUACAGAGUGCGGUGGCCGACUGAAAGCAGAGUGGAAGCCCCGAGACCUGUACUCACACGCUCAGUUCGGGGACAACAACUACCCAGCACAGGUCGACUGCGAAUGGCUGUUAGUGUCAGAACGGGGCUCUCGGCUCGAGUUAUCCUUCCCGAUGUUUGAGGUGGAAGAGGAGGCGGACUGUGGCUAUGACUACGUUGAGCUCUUCGGGGGUCUCGACUCAACAGCAGUGGGGCUUGGUCGAUUCUGUGGAUCAGGGCCACCAGAAGAGAUCUAUUCAAUUACGGAUGCAGUUUUGAUUCAUUUUCACACCGAUGACACAAUCAACAAGAAAGGAUUCCAUAUAAGAUACAAAAGCAUUAGAUAUCCAGAUACCACGCAUACCAAAUAAUAACUAAUACCAAAAGCUCCUUCAGAAAAUGAUAUCCGUAAUGGAGAGAAGACAUAGUGGGUUUUUUUUUUUAAAUGAAGAUAUUAGCUCAACUAUUUUAUAUAAUGAAUUUGAACAGAAGAAAACUGCAUCACCAGAAUUAUCUCUGCACGGAAAGAGACAUUUCCAGCGAACCCUGAUCAGCAUCACCGGGAUUGAGCUCCAUGCUUGACGGUAUAAAUACAGCUGGUGGAAGGGCAUCCCGUGCUUCAAGGACAAAUCCACAUGCUUUUGUUCAUGGCUUGACACAGACGCCUCCCAAUUCAAUUAAGUUCAGGGUCUGUGGCCCUGCAGAGUGUGCUUUUUGACAAUUUUGCAAGAUUUGGGAGAAAUGAAACAAUCUUGCAGGUCAUAAACUGGAACACCCUCUCCUUGUUUCUUAGGAUAAUUGCUUUGGCUUUGUAUCUUGGACACAGUGCAAACCAGAUCCAUGUAAGAUGUUGUGAAAUGGGAGUCUUUAGAGAAUGAUUUGGACUUUAUGUGUAGGUGUGUCCAGUGUUUGGAAACUGGAAUAUUUCAGCUUCAUUAUUUUCACUUGCAGGCCAGAUUAACCUCUUUGAAACACAGAUCAUCCUGAGACCACUUUAUUUUACUGAUAUUUUGACAAGUUGGAAAUGUCAGUAGUUUCUGUCAUUGCGAUUAAACUCUAGACGUCAUUUAUUUAAGUGCUGGAAAGUGCCCAGUUGGUCGGUAGACUCAGUUCUUUCAUCGAAAGUGCUGCCUUUUCACACCAAAUCCAAGACGCCUUGUGAUCUUAUGUACUUCACGAGAAAACUCCUAACAAGUGUGAACAGGAUUCUUCGAAAUGACUGUCUGGAUAGUUCAUACUCAAGUUACCACUGCUGCUAUUGUCUUUCUUUUGUUGUUGAUCUGUUGUAGUUGUUAUUGUUGAUGUUGUCAUGGUUAAUGUAUUUAAAAAAAUGAAAUGAAGCAGAAGUAGGCCUUGUAAGAAUUGAAAGAUCCCUCUCUCUCUCUUUUUUUCUUCCUGGGAUUCACUUAAAAAAAAAAAUACAAUGUUGGAAAAAGGAUUUGUUUCUGAAAGACCUUCUAUGGUGCUAUUCCAUAAACAUUUUUUUUAAACAAAGUUUUUUACCUUUGAGCCAACC
This is a messenger RNA of Molossus molossus (Pallas's mastiff bat), 4776 nucleotides long. It is a transcript of the gene TLL1, whose product is annotated as tolloid like 1. The transcript is spliced from 21 exons. Bases 1121 to 3631 code for a protein of 836 amino acids. Gene Ontology annotation, biological process: proteolysis. Gene Ontology annotation, molecular function: serine-type endopeptidase activity; metalloendopeptidase activity; calcium ion binding. The record is from RefSeq and is a predicted model, not a curated record. Lineage: Eukaryota; Metazoa; Chordata; Mammalia; Chiroptera; Molossidae.